Anthostomella pinea is the source of this 1530-nucleotide messenger RNA. The record is from the annotation of a GenBank genome assembly. NCBI's taxonomy places the organism in Eukaryota, Fungi, Ascomycota, Sordariomycetes, Xylariales, Xylariaceae.
AUGACCCAUAGAACGAUUCUGGUCGUCGCGGGCAGCGACUCAUCCGGUGGUGCUGGCCUGGAGGCAGACCAGAAGGUCAUCGCCGCCCAUGGCUGCUACGCCAUGACAGCCACCACGGCCCUGACGGCGCAGAAUACCAUGGGCGUCGACGACAUCCACUACGUGCCGCCCGAGUUCACGCGGAAGCAGAUCGAUGCCGUCUUCAAGGACAUCCGGCCCAAAGUCGUCAAGACCGGAAUGCUCGCGUCUGUGGGGACGAUCGAGAUGUUGGCACAGGCGCUGAAAGACCAUCAGGUCGAGACGCUGGUUUUGGACCCUGUCAUGGUGGCGACUACUGGCGCCCAACUACUGCCUUCGAAGGCCGUGAGUGAGCUGCGAAGUCUUCUGCUGCCCCAGACAUUCAUCCUCACCCCGAAUAUCCCCGAGGCCAAGCUGCUGCUCUCGGACGAGUCCGGCAGCCAGUCGCCAGACAUCCAACAUGUCGACGACCUAGAAGCCAUCGCGCGUCGGGUGCAGGAGCUCGGCCCCAAGUGGGUACUGGUCAAGGGCGGACAUGUGCCUUUCAAGAAGGAUGGCACUGUUGCAACGUCGUCUGACGAGAAGGAUAUCAUCGUCAACGUCCUUCUGGGCGAGGGCUUGUUGACUAGGAUAGAGAGCCCGUACCAGGACUCGAAGAACACGCACGGCACGGGGUGCUCGCUGGCGUCGGCCAUCGCUGCGAACCUCGCGAGGGAUCUGGAGCCGGUCGAGGCUGUGAGGGCGGCCUGUCGGUACGUCGAGGCCGGCAUCAAAACGGCGCCGGGGUAUGGGCAGGGCCAUGGGCCGCUCAAUCAUUUUCACUCGACUUACAUGCUGCCGUUUGCUCCUGGGCGGUUUCUCGAGUAUCUCCUCACACGGCCAGACGUCAAGCCCGUAUGGCACCGCUUCAUCAACCACCCCUUCGUCCUCGGGCUCGGAAACGGACAGCUGCCGCUCGACUCGUUCAAGAAGUAUCUGGUUCAGGACUACCUGUACCUGGUGCACUUCGCGCGAGCGAACGCGCUGGCUUCGUACAAGUCUAAGAGCAUGGAGGACAUCGCUGCAGGGGCCAAGAUAGUGUCGCAUAUUCAUACCGAGAUGAGCUUGCAUUUGGGCUACUGCAGGAGUUUUGGUAUCUCCAAGGAGGAGAUCGAGGCGACGGAGGAGCACCAAGCAUGCACGGCGUACACCCGAUACGUACUGGACAUCGGACAAUCAGAAGACUGGCUGGGGUUGCAGGUCGCGCUCGCGCCCUGCCUGCUCGGAUACGGUGCUAUCGCGAGGCAGCUGCACGGCGACCCGCGGACUGACAGGACUGAGGGCAAUACGUACUGGCCGUGGAUCAUGAACUACGUCGCGGAGGACUAUGUGCAGGCGGUGCAGACGGGGUCUGAGCUCAUGGAGAGGAACGCGGUCUUGCACUCGCCGUCGCGGAUAGAGGAGUUGGUCAAGAUCUUUAUUCAUGCUACUAAGAUGGAGAUUGGGUUUUGGGAGAUGUGCCCGUCUGCGUAG